Neltuma alba is the source of this 1251-nucleotide messenger RNA. Its product is annotated as CBL-interacting serine/threonine-protein kinase 4-like. The transcript has a single exon. Lineage: Eukaryota; Viridiplantae; Streptophyta; Magnoliopsida; Fabales; Fabaceae. The record is from RefSeq and is a predicted model, not a curated record. Gene Ontology annotation, molecular function: protein serine/threonine kinase activity; ATP binding. Gene Ontology annotation, biological process: protein phosphorylation; signal transduction. Bases 1 to 1251 code for a protein of 416 amino acids.
AUGGAACCCGGGGUGACCCCACCCACUCCUCCGGUCAUCAUUCUCGGCAAAUAUGAAUUGAUGGAUUUCCUUGGCCGUGGCACCUUCGCAAAGGUUUAUCGUGCACGAUCUUUAGUUGAUGGCUCCACGGUUGCCGUGAAAAUCAUCAACAAGCUUAAAACUAUUGAGUCUUCCAUGGAAGAUAAGAUCAUCAGUGAAGUCAAUGCAAUGUACCGCCUCCAUAAUCAUCCGAACAUCCUCAAAAUCUACGAAGUCAUGGCCACAAAAUCCAAAAUUUAUCUUAUCAUUGAGUAUGCAGCCGGCGGCGACCUCUGCACUGAAAUCACCCGGAAGGGCCAUUUGAAAGAGAAAUUAGCUCGCCGUUACUUUCAGCAACUAGUCUCUGCUCUUUGUUUCUGUCAUCAAAACGGUGUGGCUCACCGCGACAUCAAGCCUCAGAACCUUCUCUUGGAUAAAGACGGCAAUUUGAAGGUCUCCGAUUUUGGGCUUUCCGCUUUAUCAGAAAGUCUCCGAGACCGGCUGCUCCACACAGCUUGCGGUACUCCGGUUUACGCCGCCCCGGAGAUACUCCGACGGCGAAGUUACUAUGGCGCCCAAGUCGAUGCGUGGUCAUGCGGGCUCAUACUAUACGUCAUGCUCGCCGGAUAUCUGCCGUUCAACGACUAUAGCAUCCCGGCGAUGUGCAGAAAGAUUGGGUUGCGCGAUUAUAAGUUCCCGGAGUGGAUUUCGAAGCCUGCACGCAACGUGAUCUACAAUCUGCUCGACCCGAAUCCAAUCAAGAGGACGAACCUUGAAUCGCUGUACGAGGUAGCGUGGUUCAAGAAAUCGCUGAAACCAGAAAUCGAAAGGAGUGUGUUGAGAUCGGGAUGGGAUUCGUGUGCGAAAUCUGAGUUAGGGUUGAAUGCUUUUGAUAUAAUAUCAAUGUCUAGGGGUUUAGAUUUGAGACCUUUCUUUGAAACGAACUUAGAGAAGAGGUUCACAUCGAAGGCGGAAAAGGAGGUGGUGGUGAAGAAAAUGAAAGGAAUUGGAGUGAGUUUAGGGUUUAAGAUUGAACAAGAGAAGAAUGGUUUAAUUGGAAUGAGGAAAGGAAAAGUGGUUGUAAUCGUGGAACUCUUUGAGAUUGUGAAAGAUUUGUUGCUGGUGACUCUGAAGGCGGAUGAAGGUGGUUCAGAUUUUGAGGAGAUUUACUGGAAAGAUUGGAAAGUUGGACUUGAAGAACUUGUUCUUUCUUGGCUAGACGAAGCACUGUGA